This is a messenger RNA of Cryptococcus wingfieldii CBS 7118, 648 nucleotides long. RefSeq lists its product as hypothetical. Bases 1 to 648 code for a protein of 215 amino acids. The transcript is spliced from 4 exons. The record is from RefSeq and is a predicted model, not a curated record. Lineage: Eukaryota; Fungi; Basidiomycota; Tremellomycetes; Tremellales; Cryptococcaceae.
AUGCAGCUCCGCGUUCCACCCAAGUUCCACCUUCUCUCCUCUCAAUCUCUUCUUGCCGUUGUUCUACAUCUCAUCCCCCGCAUCCAUCUAUACUCUCCCACCCCAACCUCGCCCUCUCCCCUCGCCUCUGGCCCCUCCUCGGCUCCCCCUCCCUGCUGGCCCCCCCUCCCCGGCUUCCCCUCCCUCUCUCUCCUCCCGCCUCUUCUCCUAGUUUCCGCCUCUCCGCCCGCCCUCUCAGCGAAGCCAGAUCAGCGGCACACCCGCUUCGAGGUCAACGAGAGCGGGAUAGGGUAUACCCAGGACCGCAUCGAGUUGCGGUCGAAAACCUUCUGUUUCAAGGGCGCUGAAAAACGGGUGGGUUGUCUUUACUUUCUCCGGCGUGUCUCCACCCUCCUCGGCCAAAAGGACGGCAGCCGCUUCCGACGUCGCCCUUGGCCCAAGGCGUUCGUCCGUACCCCAUCUGGUGGUGCACUUCCUGUGUCUUUCCAUUCUCUCGGCGCGUUGCCGGAUACGGCUAUCUUGACAUGCGGUUUCGGAUUGGAAUGCACUUCCUUUGAGAAGUCGCAGGGGGCUGUCGUUUCCGACUCCAUUGGCCAGAUUUUGCAUGGAGGAGGCGGAAUACGCACACAAGACUAUAGAGGUCGUUGA